GUUAGUGAGAUUGGAGACUUGGAGACCAGUGGUUGUGUACUACGAAUACCAUGUCGAAAGAAAGAAUCAUCCUUAGCUGAACGUUAAUAGUACUCGUAAAGCGGUCAGCAGCCAGUUUCUCGACGGAGACCCCUGGUACGCGUUAACAAGCAGAUUUGAUUUUGGCCAUUCAACUAAACCGCAUUGCCACUCACUCUGGGCUGUAUUAUUGAAUCAAAGAUUCGAUGGGAAAGAUCUGACGUUACGGCCAACUCUUGCGGCACAAGGAAUUCAUGGGACGGGCCAAGUGUAUUCAACAUACUUUGAAGGCAUUUCCACAAAACUGGAAUAUGUGUAGGUAACUGUCAAGCGAGGCGAUCGAACGAGUUUGGCACACAUCGUCAUUAAGAGCCAGCCAGAGCCCUGGAGAAAACCUCAACCACAAAUUUCAAUGACGGGAGUUACAUUGGUGACCAAGCGAACCGAAGACUGACAUCGUUCAUUCAAUCAUGAAGGCUGUUACCCCAGUUAACUAAUUUGGAUAGAUCAAUUUCACGGGACCCAAUCCACUCCAAGCUAAACGUGUGGAGUACUUGUGCUGGUGUUGGCUUCAAAUUGUCUUGCUAUCGGUCCAAAUUGAGAUAUUGUGGCAAAUUUCAAUGCUAACCGCUACGUGUUGCGAAGACAAUGGCUGAAUUGAAGUCUUUUAUGCAUCAAUGGUUGAGUGCUGACUUGAACAACUUGGAGUAGGAGUUGUUGGGAAUGAGUUUGAGCUACGAUUGGUUAAUGUGAAGUGAUGAUGCCGUCCGAGGAAUGACGAUUCAAUUCAUACCUUUGAAUUUAGCCAGAAUAUGAGAAGCCCAACCAUUGUAAUGGUUCUCUUGAGUUUGGUACAAUGGAAUCAGUCAACAUUGGGUCAGGAUGCUCCUCCCAUUGACCGUUGUGGUCUUGAGGCCAGACAAUUGAGGACGCUGGACAAAAUUGAGUCCAUUAUCGAGGCCAAACUGGAAUUGAUCCGUGAGUUGAUCAACAAAUCACGGAGAGAUGUCACUCAAAUGAAGGCCAAGGCCUACAAUCAAGGCCAAAUUUACAACCUACUCUUCCUUGGGGCUUGGGUGAUUGAGAUCGUUGGGGAUUGGGUGACAAACAAUCGGACCUUCGACGAUUUUAAUGGACAAGAAGACAUGGUCUUAUCCAAUUAUGGCAUGACCUUUAGUUUGGGCGUCGCUGACCAGGCCUCAGCCAUUUUUGGUGGAUUAUCCAAUCCGGCUGAUACGAGGAACUGCUUUUUUGUUGAAGAUUUUAUGACAAUUGCCAAUGCGUUCCAAGGCCUCAAGCUUCGGACUUGUGAAAAGAGUUUUGACGAUCGGGCCUCGGAUUUUGAGAUCAUCCUUAAAGCCAAGAUGUCGUGCAUCUUGGACAGUUUGGAAGACUCUUCAGCGGAAUUGCGCUGGAUUUUGGACGAGUUUCUAACGGGUGUGUCUCUUCGAAAUCAGAUUCUGGAUGAAUCAUAACAAAGUGUGGAAGGGUCGGAGAAAAGUGAGGACGAUUCAGAGGAAAGUGAAAUAGAAGCAGACGACAACGAUAAAAAAGACGAGCAAUCUCAAGUACGAUGACGAAUGUCUAGUGUCGUAUGAGUGCAACAAGUACAAAGCCUAAUGAAAUAUAUAUUUUGAAAUG
Molecule: messenger RNA, 1659 nt
Organism: Tigriopus californicus
Lineage: Eukaryota; Metazoa; Arthropoda; Copepoda; Harpacticoida; Harpacticidae
Exons: 2
Coding region: 831-1493 (220 amino acids)
Source: RefSeq, a predicted model, not a curated record